Molecule: messenger RNA, 1036 nt
Organism: Punctularia strigosozonata HHB-11173 SS5
Lineage: Eukaryota; Fungi; Basidiomycota; Agaricomycetes; Corticiales; Punctulariaceae
Exons: 6
Coding region: 173-826 (217 amino acids)
Source: RefSeq, a predicted model, not a curated record
CCGCCGUUUCAUUUUCGUCCCUCUUAGCUUUCCUCUUUACCCCCGUCCGUUUGGCCCCUCUGUGGAGGGUUGUCCCCUCCAACUCUAACGUCUUGUUGCGGCCUUGAGCCAGCGCUGGGCGUCCGUACGAGACUCGAGUGCGGUAGACAUCGCGGCUUGCAUGCCAUCCACCAUGUCCGGCUUCACCAUCAGACCGCGACAAGUUGAGAUAAGGGCACCUACUCCCCGUAGUCGUUCACGCAGUAGUUCUCGGAGUCCAUCAACGUUACGCUCGAUCGACCUGGACUUCGAAACGCUGUGCGAGCGUGCGUCAAUGCGCGCAUCGCAGUAUGAGUCGCAGAUCAAGGAGCUUGAGUCGAAGCUGUCGGAGGAGCUGGGAAACUUCCGUGCACUGGAUCAACUCUUGCGGGAUACAAAGGCGACAUUGCAGGUUACAACCACUAGGACCGAUCAUGCUCUACAGAUCCAUGCUCCCUACAUUCAAGCUACCCUCGAUGACGCUCUGGACGCUCUCACAGAGCUUUCGGAGCGGCUUCCUAUCAUACGAGAUCAGGUCCACCAGAUUCGCAUGGUGUAUGAUGCCGGUCGCCGAAAGGCCAUUGAAUUGGUAUCUGCACUCGCCUUCCUCAAUAUGCCGAUGCCGGCUCGUUACGCGUCCAUCAUCUUUACCCCCUAUGCACCUGUCUCACGGAAGAAGAAAAUCUUGGCCAGGACAGUCGCAUGCUGCUGUCUCGUGCUUUCUUCUUGGCUGGCUUGGAUAGUGCUUGCUGGAGCAAUCCGCGCUCACCGCCAUCGUCUCGUUUGGGGCGAGCGACUUAUGUCCUGACCCAUUGAGAGAUGUAUGAGGAGGCAAGGCGCGCACUUCGGCGGAAGUGGAGGCGCUGGAAACGGACCGAGCACGACAAUUGAGCAACUGUGGCUCCUGCCUUACUUACCCGCCUCGACUCUGAGAGUCUGAUUCACAUCUCACGGACCUUGCAACUGGUUGGAUGGAAGUAACAUAUUACUGUAUGUAUGUGUAUGAUAGCUAGACAAC